AUGAGCGGUCCUCUUCCCUCCAGGCGAGUCUUUCUCUCCGACGUUGCAUCGAUCCCCGCCGACUCCAAGAUCCGAUUUCUCGGCUGUGUAAGGACCUAUUCUGUCUCUACAGGUCAUCUGAUUUUAGAACACCACUACCCCCGACGUAGACAAAAUUCCGAUCCACCGACCGUGUCAGUCGAUAUCAAUCCGGUACUGGAGACGGUCACGUCGGAAGAACUGCGCGUGGGGUCAUGGAUCAAUGUGCUUGGAUAUGUGAGGAGGUCGAUAGAUGCCAACGAGACUGUCUAUGUUGAAGCGGUCAUGGUCUUCCCAGCCGGUGCGAUUGGGCUAGGAGAGUACGAGCGAAUCUUGCACGAGUCGAUGGAGGUGCAACGGCGGGUUCGACGGCCAGAUUAA
Molecule: messenger RNA, 399 nt
Organism: Aspergillus tanneri
Lineage: Eukaryota; Fungi; Ascomycota; Eurotiomycetes; Eurotiales; Aspergillaceae
Product: nuclear telomere cap complex subunit Ten1
Exons: 2
Coding region: 1-399 (132 amino acids)
Biological process (GO): telomere capping
Cellular component (GO): CST complex
Molecular function (GO): single-stranded telomeric DNA binding
Source: RefSeq, a predicted model, not a curated record